This is a messenger RNA of Paramecium primaurelia, 569 nucleotides long. The record is from the annotation of a GenBank genome assembly. Lineage: Eukaryota; Ciliophora; Oligohymenophorea; Peniculida; Parameciidae.
AUGAAUAAAAAUCAAUCAGCUCAUUAUAUUACAAAUAACUAAUCAUAUGGUGAUGGUUGGUUAUUACAUAGUGGAUAACAAUAGGUGGAUAUGACAUCAUGUCCUGUACCUACAUAUGCUGAAAUUGUACGUCAAAUGCAAGUGAUAAUUCUAUUAUUAACUAGAUUAGGACUUUAGAAGAGCUGAGAAAUUACUGAAAAAUAAAUUGGUUGCUUAAACUAUAGGACUUGAGUUAUCUUAACCAAUUUCUGAAGAAGAAAAACAACGUAGAAAAUUAGAUAACAAGGUCCCAUCAAAGAAGUUUCAUGUCACUGAAUAAGAGUACAAGGCUCCUCCUUAAGGAAUCAAUGUUGGUAUGAGUUGAUGAUUGAUAAUAGGAUUACCAAUAUAUGAAACAUCUAAUAUGUAAUAUGGACAGUUAAAUCCAACAUCAUUUGAAUUGAUUGAGAAAUAUUAUCCUAGAGAUGCUAGAUUUACUUAGGCCUUUUUGGGAGACACCUACAAGUUUGAUGGAUUGAACACUAGUACAGCAUUCUCAAAAGUUCAUAAAAAAUUAGAUGAAUAUUGAC